AUGGCCCGCCUCCUCCUGCUCGCCGUGGUGGCGCUGGCGCUGGGCGCACACGGCGCGGCCGCCGCCCGCCGCCUCUCCGCCAACACCACCUCCAGCCUGGGCUUCGACCCCGCCACAGACUCCUACACCAUGUUCGUCCAGCUGGCGCAGGGCGCCACGCUGGCACCCAAGGAGCAGGGCGCCAACGCCUUCACCCUCACCCUGGACGGCACCACCCCUCUCAUCUUCACCUUCAAAGACCGCCCCGACCGUCAGACGAGCGUGGCGGCCCUCGACGACUUCCUGGGCAGCUUCCCCAUGAAGCCCAGCAACCCAACAAGGAUUCGGGGCAGAAUAGGUCGCGGGUUGCAGUAG
Messenger RNA from Chlorella variabilis, 354 nucleotides. RefSeq lists its product as hypothetical. Lineage: Eukaryota; Viridiplantae; Chlorophyta; Trebouxiophyceae; Chlorellales; Chlorellaceae. The record is from RefSeq and is a predicted model, not a curated record. The transcript has 2 exons. The coding region runs from base 1 to 354 and encodes 117 amino acids.